AUGGGGAAUGACUCCUCGAAACAACAGCUUCACCCCAACCCUCGAGGCGUUCAUCGACGAUUAUCGACCGAUUCUGCUCGUCGCUACAAGACCAGUCUACAAACUCCGACCGUUCAAGUGUCGGCUUCAUGUUCUGAUGGAUUUUUAAGCCCAUCAUCAGCACCAAGUGACAAUUCUAUAGCGACUACACCUUCACGACCGUCAGUAGAAGGCCAUGCCGAGAUCUCGAGGUCACGGUCUGGCUCGGCGUGCUCGGAACGCUCGAAUAGUAUCAAGAAGAAACAUCCGAUCACGUUGAAGAAUAGACAACUUAUUCAGGUGGGUCUUGGGGAACGGUGAGGGAAAGGGGAUGAUAAAGUAUGGUGCGGUAGGGUGGUACAACAGGGUAAGGUAGAUCAGGGUGUGUAAAGGGGGUAGGUUUUUAAAUAAGGUAGGCUAGGGUAGCAGGGACGCCGUUUGGGGGUGGUUCGGAGCCGAUCCGAAAAAAAAAUCAGUGGACCAAAAAAAAUUUUUUGGGUCUCCACCCCCAGAGAAAAACCGUAGCGACGUUCCUGUAGGGUAGGGCAGAGUAGGGUACGGUUGGGUAGAUUGAGGUAGGGUUGCUGAGGGUAGGUUAAGAUAUGUAUGAUGACAUGAUACAGGGCAGGGUAAGGUCAAACCUAAGCUACAGCUGCAAAAAUUCCAAAAAUUCAAGACAUUUUUCAAGCUCAAAAAUCACAAAAGUGCACGACAAUCAUUACUUACCUCCAUCACGACACCGCCAAUUAACCUUAAUCAAGCGGAUGUUUUUCCAUCUGUUUAUACCUAAAUAUAACUUAUAAACAGAUUGAAAACACACUCAUCCCUGAUGUGUUAAAAUCCGGCUGCAAAAACAAAUUUGCUCGAAAAAGUUGGGAACGAUUACGUAACGUUAUUUUAAGCACGUUAUGUUGUUUUUGUUGACACACGACCACGACUUUGCUACAGCAUUCAUUAGCUGACGCUUUUGGAUUUUGUAAACAAGGGUCGGGAGAGCAUUACAGUAAUAUCUUGAGGGACUGUAUUUUUAUAAAAUUGAAGGUUUAAAAUUUUAAAUUUGCAAAAAAAAUUAAUUUUUGUUUGUGUUUUUACAAUUUAAAAAAAAUAAAAAAAAUAUUUUUGUAAAAUUACAGGAAUUUGCAUUAUCAACCGGCUAGAGCUAGGGUCAGUACAGCAACAUAAGAAUUGAAAGUAAAGUAGAUAUAUGGUGGGACAGGAUAAUAUACAUAGAUCAAGGUGACUUAGAACUAGAAAUUAUGCUAAUGCUAAUGCUAGGGCUAACGUUAGGGCUAAGGCUAGGGCUAUUGUUAGGGCUAGGGCUAGAAAGUUAGCCUACUGUAAAAGUAUACGUCUUUACAUAUUUAAUCGUAUACGUUCUUUCAACUGACAUCACGAUGUUUAUAUCACUUGUUUUCGCAUUUAAAACUUUCAAAUUAGGAAAAGAACUUAGUUAUGCAUUAAUUGUGUUUGAAAUUUUAAGUCGACUUUAACUGUUUUGACCUCAUACUUAAUGGCAUUUUAAAUAUUUUGCAGCACUUAUACGUACUUGUUUUGGCAUGAUUAAUAUGUAAACGGCACAAGGAAAAAUUUUAAUAAUUUUCAAGAUAAAAAAAAUUUAAAGAAGCAGACCCAGUUCAGCUCUAGCUUUAAACCUAGCUUUAGCCUUAGCCCUAGCCCUAGCCCUAGCCUUAGCUUUAGCCUUAAACCUAGCUUUAGUUCUAGGUUUAUGCCUAGUCCUUAUCCUAGCUCCAGCCCUAACCCUAGCCUCAGCUUGAGGCUUAGCAAUGAACCUUAGCCUCAGCCUUAAGGCCUUAUCUUUAACUUUAGACAUAGCUAUUAUAUAAGCUUGAGUUUUAUUAUUAGGCUAGUUCUAUUUCUAGCCUUAAUACGAACCUAAAGCAUAAAAAAUUUUAGUUUUAUAAAAUUUUUAAAUUUAAAAAACAAAAUUUUUACAUUAAAAAUCUUAAAAAUUCAAUUUCAAAUUGUCAUUUCAGAGUUGCUUUCAAAAUCCGCACGAGAUCGUCGGCAAGAAGAUAAUCAAGCGAACGGCCGAGAAACGCACAGAUUUUGGUGGAUUUUACGUGAGCCUAACGUCCGAACAGAAGGAAGACCUGGAGACUGGCAUCAAAUUGUUACUCAAAAAGUCGGUGGCAAAUAUCGACUUUAUGGAUGAGGUUUGUCAUUUGAUAUAUUUGUUUUUAACGGCUAGUUGAGAGAAUUUUCAUAAAGACUAGACUAGGAAAAACAAUAAUAUAUUAUUAUUGAUCUUGAAAGUUUGUGGAAAAAUGGCAAAUGUUUAUUAUAAAAGUUGAAAAUAAUGCAGAAAAUUUGUAAAAAUAAAGAAAUUUGUACAAAUUUAAUUUUUUUUGCGUGAACAUGAAUUGGCACAAUUUCCAAUAAUUUUUGUGACAUUUCGUCUUUUUUAUUAGUCUUAUAAUGAAAUUGAAAAAAUAUUAAAAAAUGUUGUUUGAUUAAAUCGGUUUGAUGUAUGCUCCGUAUUUUACAAUUUUUUGUACUUUACAAAUUUAGUACAAUUUCCAAUAAGUUUGUGGCAUUUCGUCUAUUUUCAAAAUUGUGCAGAAAAUAUUAACAAAAAGUUAAAAGGUAGUAAACCAGUAGAGUUUAAAAGGGCAUAUAAACAUGACCAAUAAUUUUUGUGACAUUUCGUCGUUUUAUCAUUUUUUUUUAAGUUUUGAAUUAUAACUUAGGUAAAAGGUAUUAAAACUAGUAAAGAAGAAAUUUCGUUUUCGUAUUUUACAAAAUUAUAAAUAUUUUUUGGGAGUUAUAACACUUCUUUUCCCAAUACUUUUAUUGACAUUUCGUUUAUUAAAAAUUUUUUAAAGUUGUUUAAUACCAAAAAAUGAAUAAAAUUGAGCCUGAAUCUUAAGUUAAGUUAUGAAAGAAAAAAUAUUUUAUGCACCCUACGUCUUACCCUAUCCUAUUCUGCCCACCUACCUAUAAAUAAUUUUAAAAACCUAUAUCAUUAAAUGGUCUUAUUUUAGGUAGAACGCCUAGCCCAAGAGUUUGGUCUAAGGUUAGUGACAUUCCGUUCAGCGGGCUUCAAAGCCGAUUACUUUGCCGCAAUAGCUGAUUCAACUAUUACUGAAUGCACGUUUUUGGACAAUGCUGUUCAUCCAGCACAUCAGACCUUGCAGGCUUUUUCACAAUUUGUUGGGAUUGUAAGUUUUGACAACGCUUCAAGUCGUAUUUUAUCAUAUAGGUUUUUGUAUUUUUCUAUUUCGGCGACCGUGUUUUACUAUCCUGAGCCACAUCGAUAUUUUAAGCAUAACCUUUUGCGAGGUUUAGCGCUAGGCUCUGGCUAAGGCUUGUGCUUGAGCUGAGAUGAGAUGGCUUACGGCUUAGACAAGGGUUUUUCAUCUUUUCAAAAAUUUUAAAAAUUUUAAUUUUUUGGGAACGACAUUUGGCUGGGUUUUCCGCCCUUUAACUGUUUGUUUUUCGUCUUUUUUGAAGGAAUUUAAUCUGCUUCCUUGUUCUAAAAGGACACGGAUUUAUAUUAUACUUUGUGCCUUUUUGAACAAAAGGGUGAAAAUUCAAAAAGUAAAAAAAAAACAGUUCUGUAUAACGAAUUGCUCGGGGUCUUGAAAUUUGUUCGUUAUAAAUGAGUUUUAAAUGCACCGUGUGGUGGUAGAAGAGGACUUAAAAGUUGUUCGUUAUACGGAAAUUUUGUUAUAGAGGAGUUUCUUAUAAAGGAGCUCCACUGUAUAUUUAAAAUUAUAAUUCAAAAACUUUUAAAAAAUAGCUCUAUGUCUAGCCAUAGCUUUGACCCAUGCUUAACUCUAACAAUAUCUCUGCCUUGACUUAGCCUUACAGUUUACUCAAGUCCUAACUCUAACCCUAAUGGUAAACCCAGUUUUAGCUUUAGUUUUAACCCUUGCUCUAGUCUAGGCUCUAGCUUUUGGUGUUUACCUACUCUUGUAGUACCUUUGCUCUAUCCUCGUCGUACUUCGAGUCAUCUUGAGAUAGACGUAUCUUGCCUAGCCUUAGCCUUGUUGAACUCUUGUUAUACAGUUGCCUUACUCGCACUUUAUGUUUGCUCUGCUCUUUCUCGACUUUCUUCGAACCUGGUCCUAUCCCUAGCCCUAGAGUACUAUAUAUUACCCUAUCACAAGAAGAAAAAUUUCCAAAUUCCAGGUAUUCACCUCAGUCCGCAACGGCUUCUACAAUGAAAUGCGACGUCAACGUCGUGCCUCUCAUUCAUUCUCUUCGGGCCAAUCUAUAGCUCUUGAUCGGCGGCCGAAACUUUCGAUUUCUGGCCCAUCCGCUAGUCCAAGCACAAGAUCCAAAAUGCUAAAUGAAUUUUGGUCGCCACAAGUUUUGGUGAACGGGAACCAACAAUUCUUAAACACACCUCAAGAUGCCUUCUACUGA
Messenger RNA from Bursaphelenchus okinawaensis, 4407 nucleotides. The record is from the annotation of a GenBank genome assembly. Lineage: Eukaryota; Metazoa; Nematoda; Chromadorea; Rhabditida; Aphelenchoididae.